Messenger RNA from Siniperca chuatsi (mandarin fish), 5952 nucleotides. RefSeq names its product ephrin-A2-like. The transcript is spliced from 4 exons. Gene Ontology annotation, biological process: osteoclast differentiation; ephrin receptor signaling pathway; axon guidance. Gene Ontology annotation, molecular function: ephrin receptor binding. The record is from RefSeq and is a predicted model, not a curated record. Gene Ontology annotation, cellular component: plasma membrane. Lineage: Eukaryota; Metazoa; Chordata; Actinopteri; Centrarchiformes; Sinipercidae. The coding region runs from base 871 to 1533 and encodes 220 amino acids.
AGCUCCGCCCCCCGGGACGCACCGGGAGCAGCACUGAGCACUGAGCCGGUAACCGAGCCAAACGCUCCUCCUGCGGCUGCAACUCGGGUUCUCUCCGGCUUUGUCCUUCUCUCUGGCCCGGUUCCGCUCGGCUCUGCUCGGCUCGGUCUGCAGCGGCGGAGGGAAGAGAGCGAACCGCAGAAAGUUUGAAUCCGAGUGUGAGACCCGCAGACCCGGUCCUGCUGCGGACUGACGGCGGGGUCUUGAACUUCCAGAGCGGCUGAAAACGGAGCGGGAGCAGCGCGGAGGGUCGCCGGGCUCGGGGCGGCUCGGGGCGGCUCGGGGCGCUGAGCUCCUCCGCGGUCACAUCUCAGUUCGUGAGACUCUGAAAGUGUUGAGACACAAAGAGGACCGACAUCCUGACUGAGAGCUCCGGGAGCGGAGACGGACCCGCGGACUGAGUUUAGUUUCCAGCAGGACGCGCUGGUCCCCGGUCUGCACACGGUCCUGCUGCGGGUCUGAUCCGGUUCCGACUGAUAAAAAGAUGAAACUUUGGGGCCGUUUGUGCUCCUGGACGCGGAUUUGGACGAAUUCAAAGGACAGCCGUGAACAACAUGGAUUGUUGUAAUUCUCGCCGCGCUGCCUGCUGGGAAAUGUUCGGUUAAACGCGUGAGAGCGGGACUAAUCGAUGAAUAUUGAGUAUCGAUCUCCGCUGCGGAUCCAAAGUGAUUAAUCUGCGCUCCACACAGCGGGACGCUGUUCUCCCGGACCCCCGGUGCGCCACAGUCUUUGAUGUGUUUCGGUUCUGGUUCUGGUUCUGGUCCUGGUCCUGGUCCUGGUCCUGGUCCCUGCGGGUCACAACGCGCUCAGAGCUGAAGACAAGAGACGCGGAUGUUCGCCGGGACGCAGCGCGCCGCGCCGCCGCGCAUGGAGCGCUCCGGGCGGCCGCUGCUGCUGCUGCUGCUCGGCCUGCUGCUCCGACUCUGCUCCGCCGUCACCGACGACCGACUCAUCUCCGACCGGUACGCGGUCUACUGGAACAGCUCCAACCCCAGGUUCGUUCGGGGCGAGUACACGGUGGAGGUGGCGAUCAACGACUACCUGGACAUCUACUGUCCGCACUACGAGGUGGCGGAGUCAGCCGAGCGCAUGGAGCACUACGUGUUGUACAUGGUGAACUACGACGGCUACACGACCUGCGACCACCACAGGAAGGGCUUCAAACGCUGGGAGUGCAACCGGCCGCAGAGCCCCAACGGACCGCUCAAGUUCUCCGAGAAGUUCCAGCUGUUCACGCCCUUCAGCCUGGGCUUCGAGUUCAGGCCCGGACACGAGUACUACUACAUCUCGUCUCCUCAUCCGAACCUGGCUGGGAAACCCUGUCUGAAGCUCAAAAUCUACGUCAAACCAACCAAUGACUCGGUGUACGAGUCUCCGGAGCCCUUCCUGACAGACGACACCACCGGCGGCAGCGGCCUCGCUCUGCCCCGCCUCUCCCUGCUGUCCGCCAUGUUGCUCGCCCUCCUCCUCAUCCUCCUCCUCGCCUCCUCAUAGCACCUCCCGCUCUUCUUCUUCCUCCUCUUCCUCCAGUUGGACCGACCUCCGUCCUCCCGGCGCUCUGAGGAGAAACAACGUCUCCCUGACCUCUGACCUUCACCUGAACACCACGCGGCAGCUCAGCCAAUCAGAGGAGGCGGAGGUCAGCGGUGGGAGGAGCCUGCAGCUGCGUAUGGAGUUUGUGUAACGCCGGGCUCGUCUGUGCUCGGCGACGGAUGUUUCUGCUGUGACAGAUCGACGGGUCGAGACUCCGCUGACCCCCAUGUGAAACGGAUAUAAUGCGGUUUUAACUCUUUAGAUGUUGUUAGAUAGUUUUUAAUUCUGCUGCCAAACGGAUACCUGAGUUUCAGCACAGACGCCAAAACUUUACUCUGCUGAGUAGAAAUACAUUUUUCUAUAAAACCUUUUUUUAUUCAACAGAUGAGCCGAACGUAACGGGCCACGCCAGCGGGUUAACAGCCGUUUACUACGAACCUACAGAGCCCCCGCUACACAUGUUAGCUGCAGAGCGCACACAAUGAAAAAUAUUAUCUUUUAGGACUUUGAACACGAAUAGAACAAGAUCUUGAUAUAAUAUCUUGUCUGAAAAUCUUACAGAUCCAGAUUUCAUCAAGAUCUUGUUCUAUUUGUUUACAGAGUCCUAAAACAUGAUGUUUUUUUAAUCUUGUGCACGCAAGACAUGGAUCUAAUAUCCUGCUCAAGAUCUUGUGUGCAAAACUUACACCUAACAAACAUAAACCUAACAAACAUAAAGCUAACAAACAUAAAGCUAACAGGACUUCAGGGACUCCAUGCGAGUCACUCUGAAUCUGAAUGGGCUUUUUCUGCUUGUUGCAGGCAGCUGUUGAUGAUGGAGUUUAAUCCAUCACACUGAUCAGCAACUCCGCAUUCAUUUCUGUCAAAGUUACACUAUUGAUUUCAAAUCAAUCUACACUUAACCUGCUUCAUCGUGCAGCAGUAAUGAUGGAAAUCUUGCAGAGUCGGGGUUCGCUGUGAUGGAUUAUACAACAUUUCAACAGGCUGCUCGUUGAUUUUCAUAUUGCAUAGAAAUCAGUGGAGAUCAAUGGCUGCCUGGAAAAGCAGAUCAAAAGCUGAACAGCUGAUAGGUUCGUUUACAGAAUGUCUUCUCUCCAAUAUCUUGCGCAACAUAUUGUGCAAAUAGUUCAUUAUCUUGUUCGCAAGCGUUAAAAAUAAUUAAUAAUUCUAUCUAAUGAAGAUUUUUAGGAGUUUAGGUUCCAUAAGUACACGUAAUUUAGAGUUAAGCAGCUAAACCUCGCAAACACACUGAUGCGGCCUUUUAGAACAAGAUAUCUGACUAAAUAUUAAAUCAGGAAAUAUCUGACAAAUAAGCAUCGAUCCAGUCGAUCAGGGAUCGUAGUAUUUCAGCUAUCAGACAUCUGCACAGGUUCUGAGUGACGGCCAAUCAGAAACACAGAUCUGAACCUGAUAUUUACCUGAGAGGCGUCUGAAACACGGCAGUCAGCGGAGUCCAGCUUCAGUCUGUUUCUCUGCGGAGAAAUGAAACACGAGCAGGCAGCUGAGCAUCCUGCAGCCAGAGCUGCGUUCGCCAGCUCCGAGCCCAGUUUGUCCCGGAAACGUCCUUUUUAUCUGCGAGACCUUUUCUCUGAUGACGUCAGUCAGAAAUCAGCCACGGCUGCCAGACAGCGUGAGGAAGCUGAUCGGGAACAGCUGCGGAGCCACGGUUCACUCUCAAACUGAGAUGAAACUGUUGCGGUCUGUCCAGUCAUUUUAACAAAAGCAGGGCUGCAACUUUAUUAUUAUUUUUAUUAUCAAUCUAUAUAUUCAGCAUCUAUUUAAUUAAACAAUUCAUCGUUUUGCCUAAAAACUGUCAAACAAAAAGUUGUGAUAAGCGUCCAUCUUUAGUUUCCAGAGAAGUGAUUCUUUAAACUGUUCUUCAGUCCAAAAAACACAGCGAAGCAGCAAAUCCUGACGUCAGAGAAGCUGUGAGCCACAAAUCUUAACUUUGCAAACAAGAUAUAGAUGUUGUAUUUAGGAUAUAAUAUUUACAUAUAUUCUUAUGGGAUUUCAGGAGCUCCAUAUUCAGGUCAUUGUGGAAAACGUCAACUUCUAAGUAAAAUGGAUCGUUUUCCUCAGAAUUUCUUCCUUAGCUCACAUGUUCUAAUAUAUUACAGCCUGCGCGACAUUACGCACCAAUAAUCCUGACAUUUUAAUCUGGUUUUAUUUUAAUAAAUAACUGCCGGUAGGUCACAUCAAACAAAGUUUGAAAUCCGACUGACGACCCCCAAAAAUACUGUUGAAUCUGUGGCUACUGGCGCUGACGUAGCUUCACAGACCUACGGGACGAGCUGACGUAGCUUCACAGACAGACGGGACGCACUGACGUAGCUUCACAGACCUACGGGACGAGCUGACGUAGCUUCACAGACAGACGGGACGCACUGACGUAGCUUCACAGACCUACAGGACGAGCUGACGUAGCUUCACAGACCUACGGGACGCGCUGACGUAGCUUCACAGACAGACAAGACGCACUGACGUAGCUUCACAGACCUACGGGACGCGCUGACGUAGCUUCACAGACAGACGAGACGCGUUGACGUAGCUUCACAGACAGACGGGACGCGUUGACGUAGCUUCACAGACCUACGGGACGAGCUGACGUAGCUUCACAGACCUACGGGACGAGCUGACGUAGCUUCACAGACCUACGGGGCGCGCUGACGUAGCUUCACAGACCCUACGGGGCGCACUGACGUAGCUUCACAGACCUACGGGACGAGCUGACGUAGCUUCACAGACCUACGGGACGCGCUGACGUAGCUUCACAGACCUACGGACGCGCUAACGUAGUUUCACAGACAGAUGAGACGCGCUGACGUAGCUUCACAGACCUACGGGACGCGCUGACGUAGCUUCACAGACCUACGGGACGCGCUGACGUAGCUUCACAGACCUACGGGACGCGCUGACCCAGCUUCACAGACAGACGAGACGCGCUGACGUAGCUUCACAGACCUACGGGACGAGCUGACGUAGCUUCACAGACCUACGGGACGCGCUAACGUAGUUUCACAGACAGAUGAGACGCGCUGACGUAGCUGACGUAGCUGACGUAGCUUCUGUAAACACUACAGCACACGUCGAGUCACCUCCGACAGCUCCUUCAGACGUUAUCAGUGAUGUGAGUUAUCGAGACGAACAGAUUUGGUUGCCGCUCGUCUCUGACCGGAAUCAUCAGUCAGGAAAAUAAAAACAGCCUCGCUCCUCCAGCAGCAGACGUUCAGUCGACGCCUUUCAUUUCUGUAAAUCUGCCAAAGACUGUUGUUAAACUUUUCUAAUAGCGGGGAGUCAGGGGGUCAUUCCGGCCCCGCCCACUUCUGCCACAAGGGGCGGGGUUAUGUCGAGGGGAGUAGUCACGUCGUGUCGUUUCGUCAUAAAAAUACAAAACAACAACGAACCAAUCAAAAAUGGCCUUUUUCCCACUGGUGCUGAAUUUUUAGCGACUGACUGUUUCCGGGGAAACAGCGACACCGUGUGGUCGAGAAGACUCAUCUCUUCAUACCGUCCCUCCGUCUCCGCUGAUGGAGGAGGAGUGUGUCCCCGUGCGUGGACGAGCAGGGGGCAUGCUGGGAAAUGCAGUAUAUAUAUAUAUGUAUAACGAACGCACUGUGAUGGAGGACGGAAGCUGCAGCGCUCGGACUCCUGCGGAGAACGACGGAAGCGAACUGACGUUUCCUCGUUGGUACGAAAAAAAGAGCGAAUAUCAAGUUUUUAUUUUCUGUUUGUGUCAUUUUUCUGUUUAAAAAAAAACGCAGGAGAAAAUUCAUAUGAGAUAUGAAUUCAUCAGCAGAGAUAUGAAGGAAUCAGUCAGGUGUUUGUCGUCGUUGUUGUUGUUGUUUUUCUCCUUUAUGUUCCUGCUUGCAUCACAAUGCAUUCUGGUCCUUGUAGUCCUGUGCUUUCUGGUUCUGUUGAUGAAUAACGGUUAGGUGGGUUCUCCGGUCCAUCGCCCUUUUCUUCGUUGAUUUUUCGUGCCGUGAGAAAAGUUAAAAAAGCUGAAGGAAGGAAAAACUACAGAAAAAAGUUCUGAUGGUGGUUUUGUGAGUGGGAGUGAGACCUCCCCGCUGUUUUUCUACAUCCAAAUGUCUGCAUAUUCUAUUCUCUGAAAGACAAAAAAAUCUCUUUUUGUAUAUUUUCUUAUUGGAUGCUUAUAAAGUCCUGUUAGAGAAUGCAUUUAUCUGAUUGGCUAAAGAGCUAACGAGGGGUCAGAGGUCACCGGGCCUCUUCGGGACAUUUCUUCCUGCGCUGCAUGAGCAGGAAAAAUAAACCUAAAAAAUACAUUUACUGAGUUUGCUUUGAAUUCAGAGAGAAAACGUUCAAGUGUCUGAAUCUGUGUUUGAUAAAUUCACCAAUAAAAAAAUGUUCCACUAGAAAAGA